AUCAGUUUUCAUAUAGCUUUUGCAUUGGAAACACCUUACCCUCGGGAAAUUUUCCACUUUUUGGUUUGACAAGUUCAAAGGUUUAACGAAGGAAGUGAACGUGUCAGUGAAUCAAUAAAAGCUUUGCUAGAACAUCUGCUUGUCAUCGACCCAGUUAUUCAUUCCGAGCACUAUUAGAUCAGAAGAUAGUCCAAGAAUACUAGGAGGCAGAACACAGUGUGAAUAAAGCAAGAAGAAAAGCAUUUGACGUCAGCAAUACCAUUUGAUCGGCAGAAUCGUACGAUUUCAUUUAAUGUCAGUCGAAGCGGAAAGUUUAUCGUCAUCGAAAGAGUUGAAGAUUAUCAUCAAGCGUUCGGACUUGCAUAUCAAAGGAAUUUAAUGAAUCCUGGCAGACGCAUUCCCUAGAGCAGUCGCCAAGCAGAGGUCAAAAUUGCGCCGAUAAGCAGUUUGCGCAGCUACAGGACGGUGCAGAUUGAACCUCGAUCCGGAAGUGUGGGAAAGUGCGGCAAAAUUACGUCCGCUUACGGUCCGAUACUCGGCCAUAUGUUGAGCUAUAAUCAAAAAGUGAACUUAUCGGAAUUGAUGCUGCUUAAUGUGCUCAUAAAACACCUUAUAAACUCAAACAUUACAUAACGUACAGCCAACGUGCUAGAACUCACCUUUCCUGCAAGACUCGUAUCGAAGGAGUUUGAAAGUUUUUGCUCCAAAAAAGCGCGCUUAGCCCGAGCGAAGAAGCUAUUGAACGGAAAUCGUAUCAAAUCUGCUUUAUCAAACAGCGGUGGUCAAUAGUCAACCAGUUGAUUGACCAGGAAGUUUUAGCCAGCUCGAGAAAGAAAUUUAUUGCUACUCUGCAGCAGUAGUGUGUUGAACACAUUUCCAAUAGGAAUGAUGCACUUAAAGAUCCUUUAUCUGGCGCUUGCGCUUACCGCGCUAGCACCACAGAUCAACGGCCGGGCGGUGGACCUUGACCAGGACAAUUCAUUGUCUGCGUCAUCCUCAUCGUCAUCCUCGUCGUCGUCGGCUUCCGCGUCACGAGUGUCGAGGCCAAACUUUGUGAAAAUCACCUCGCAGCCCCCGGCCCAGGUCACCCAGAUUCGUGGAACCACGAUCGAGCUCGAAUGCGAAGUGAUGGGCUCGCCAACACCGUACGUCCAGUGGGUCCAUGGCAGCGGCCAAACAGCCGAUUGGGAAGAUAUGAGCAUGAACGUCAUUAGCGAAACCAGCCCGACCACAAUGGCACGUGUGGUUUCUCGUUUGGUGUUGGACCACUCUACGCAUACCGCCGAGAGCACAUACACCUGCAUUGGCCGCUCGGGAGGACAGAUUGCAGUCGCGUCUACCACAGUUUACCACGUCGAUGGACCUCGUUCUAACUUUACCGAUAUUCUCAAAACCGGUCACCAUAUGUUUAUGCAUUUAAAGCAAGCUCGCGUUACCCUGCACUACAAAGCCCUAUUUGAAUACAUGGGAUCGACGGUCAUUCUUCCGUGCAAAACCGUUGGUCGACCCCUUCCCGAAGUCACGUGGAAGAACGAGGAAGGAAACGUGAUCAGCAGCAUGCAAGAUCCGCGCUUCCGAACACUGGCCACGGGAGAACUGGUCAUCAACAACCUGAGGUGGGCCGAUAUGGGAUCGUACACUUGUGUCGCUAAGAAUGCCAUCUCCAAGGAUGAGGCGGAAACGUUCCUGUAUCCCAUCCGACCGAACUAAGGCCAAGCAGUAAAGAUUUUAAGAACUACCAAUGGACACAAAAUGACCUAACCAUAGUUACUAUUUUGCACUAACCUCACUUAUGCCAUUCACUUAACUUAUUAAAACUAGAUGAUAUCAAACCGAUAACAAAGUAAUUUAUUUAAAAUUAUCAUUAAAGUAUUCCAUGUAAACGCAUAUUAGUUACUAUCUCUGACAUUAGGAAGUAAGUUAUUUUUAAAAUAAAUACACAAAACGGAUACAUUCAAUCUCAUAAACGCGCUGGUAUUCAAUGUAAAUAGAUUUCCCAUAAAUUAGCAUUGGGCUGUGUCUUAGUUUCAGCGAUACACGGGUGUCUCACCUCUUUAUUAUCAAAAUAAAGUGUUUAUAAUUAUUCAA
Culex pipiens pallens (northern house mosquito) is the source of this 2088-nucleotide messenger RNA. RefSeq names its product neural/ectodermal development factor IMP-L2 (gene ImpL2). The coding region runs from base 886 to 1710 and encodes 274 amino acids. The transcript has 3 exons. NCBI's taxonomy places the organism in Eukaryota, Metazoa, Arthropoda, Insecta, Diptera, Culicidae. Gene Ontology annotation, cellular component: neuron projection. The record is from RefSeq and is a predicted model, not a curated record.